Messenger RNA from Penicillium oxalicum, 381 nucleotides. RefSeq lists its product as uncharacterized. The coding region runs from base 1 to 381 and encodes 126 amino acids. The record is from RefSeq and is a predicted model, not a curated record. NCBI's taxonomy places the organism in Eukaryota, Fungi, Ascomycota, Eurotiomycetes, Eurotiales, Aspergillaceae. The transcript is spliced from 2 exons.
AUGAGUCGUGCCCUAUCGUUCUCUUUGGGACGGUCCAGGAAAGCUCUUCGCUGCCGGUGUGCAGACUGGAAUAUCUGGCCGGCCCAACCUGUGAUAGUGGCCCUGGGCCGGACUGUGGAGGAGGUCACAUCCACCGACGCACCCCAUGGCGAUGCGAUGGCCGCGAUGGGGUUGUGCUCUUCUCUCUCACAGAGCGUCGGUGCGGGCGGGAAUCCUCCGUCAGUCCCGCCACCUAUCAAGGCCACGGAAAAGGUCGGAGACCCAUUCUCCACCGGCCGGAAAGAGGCAAGAGGGAAGAACAAAAUGGAAAUGCGGACAGAAGAUCCGGAUUCUGGCCGAAUGAAGAAUAUCCCUGCGACGAGCUUCAGAUUUACCCUGUAA